AUGUCAUCGAUGCUGUCCGAAGUGGAAACUAUGGAUACACUUCCUUUUGUGAAAGAUACGACCCCGUCGCGUGAAAAAUCGCAGGACAAUAAGAUACCAGCACCGUCGAUUGAGGAAGUGGAUACCAAUCCGGAAGGUUUGAGAGCACUUCGAGGACAAGGACGUUACUUUGGUGUGGGAGCAGAUGAAGAUGGUGGGAUACGAGAGGCGGAACCUAAAUGUAACAACUGUUCACAGAGAGGUCAUUUUAAGCGGAAUUGCCCACACGUAAUAUGUACCUAUUGUGGAUCUAUGGAUGAUCAUUACUCCCAACACUGUCCCAAGGCAAUCACUUGUUCAAAUUGUAAUGAUGGUGGACAUUACAGAUCUCAAUGUCCUCAAAAGUGGAAGCGUGUGUUCUGCACGCUGUGCAAUAGUAAAAAACAUUCUAGAGAUAGAUGCCCCAGCAUAUGGAGGGUUUAUCUGUUGAAGGAUGACUCGAAAAACCUGAAGGAGAAAGUUCUACCAAUGCAUAAGCUUUAUUGCUAUAACUGCGGUGGAAAGGGUCAUUUUGGAGAUGAUUGUACAGGCAGGCGAUCAUCCAGAGUCCCCAAUGAUGAUGGUAGUGCAUUCUCUGGUGAUAACCUUUCUACGAAUCUGAAGAAACAGUAUCAAAAGAAUCUUAAAAAACAGAGAAGGGAGGAAUACUCCUCUUCGAGAUAUGAUGAUUUCGAUUAUAAUGAUUACGAGUUCGAUGACGCCCUAUACGAUGAUCCACAGGUUUCCAGCAAAUCCAAGUCUAAGAAACGGAAGCGUUCCAACCUUAAUACACCUCCAUAUCAGAGCAAUAAGAGAGGUAAAGUAGUACAACCGGUCCAGCGAGGCAACACUCUGCCGCCUGCAAGAGACCGGACGCAUCCAUUAGAUUUUCCACGUUCAAAUCAAAACUCUUCCUACUCGUCGAGCAACAUGGAACACUCGCGGUAUGGAAGAGCCUCGUCGAACCGGAACUCGAACCAAAGCUCAAACCAGGGCAAUUACAAGAACUACAACUCCUACAAACCGUUUAGAAGUGGCACAUUAAAAAGAUGA
Molecule: messenger RNA, 1071 nt
Organism: Torulaspora delbrueckii
Lineage: Eukaryota; Fungi; Ascomycota; Saccharomycetes; Saccharomycetales; Saccharomycetaceae
Product: zinc finger CCHC domain-containing protein
Exons: 1
Coding region: 1-1071 (356 amino acids)
Biological process (GO): polyadenylation-dependent RNA catabolic process
Molecular function (GO): zinc ion binding; nucleic acid binding
Source: RefSeq, a predicted model, not a curated record